This is a messenger RNA of Pyrus x bretschneideri (Chinese white pear), 1584 nucleotides long. RefSeq names its product putative receptor-like protein kinase At3g47110. The record is from RefSeq and is a predicted model, not a curated record. Bases 1 to 1584 code for a protein of 527 amino acids. NCBI's taxonomy places the organism in Eukaryota, Viridiplantae, Streptophyta, Magnoliopsida, Rosales, Rosaceae. The transcript has 3 exons. Gene Ontology annotation, molecular function: protein binding.
AUGGGGAAUUACAAGUUCAUUUCACCACUUCCCUUCUUCUCAUAUUUGUGCAUGCAUGCAAUUGUUCUUAACUCAUGUCUUAGUUUAGCCCUCACCGGAUCAAACGAGACAGAUAAACUAGCGUUGCUCAAAUUCAAGGCUAGGAUAACUACAGACCCUUUUGGAGUCAUGAGUUCGUGGAACGAAACCAUCCACUUUUGCCAAUGGCACGGUGUUACCUGCGGUCACCGCCAUAUGAGGGUCACAAAGUUGAUGCUGAGGUCCUUGAAGCUUGGAGGCUCUAUAUCGCCACAUGUUGGAAAUUUGAGUUUCCUCAAAGUGUUUAAUCUCGUAAACGAGAGCUUCAGCCAUGAAAUCCCACCAGAAAUUGGUCUGCGCAGGCUGCAACUUUUGGCAUUGCAGAACAAUUCACUGAGUGGGGAAAUUCCUGCUAAUUUAUCAAGCGAAAACCAACUGCAUGGAGAAAUCCCCUCUUUGAAAAAUUUACACAAGCUUUGGUGGUUUGUUAUUGGUUCGAACCAUCUUGGAAGUGAUUUGAGCUUUCUUUGCGAUUUGACUAAUGCCACCGGUUUACAAAGCUUGGAAAUUGAUUCAAACAACUUUGGGGAUAUCUUUGGUCGACUGACCAAUUUUAAUUUUCUUGCAUUGGAUGGAAAUGACUUGUCUGGUACGAUCCCUUCCUCAGUUUUCAAUGUCUCUUCUCUUGAAACCUUUGCUGUGGGACUUAAUUACAACCUCCAAGGCACUUUUCCUUCAAACUUGGGCAAUUCCUGUCCAAGUCUCCAAACAUUUGCCAUCAGUUAUAACCAGUUUAGUGGAAUUAUACCUGUUUCAAUAUCUAAUGCCUCAAAUCUGUUUGAACUAGCAAUACACAAAAACCAACUGCGCGGAGAAGUCCCCUCUUUGAAAAACUUACACAAUCUUGGGCGGUUUACUAUUGCUUCGAACCAUCUUGGAAGUGGGGGAACUGGUGAUGAUUUGAGCUUUCUUUGCGAUCUGACUAAUGCCACCGGUUUACAAUACUUGGAAAUUAAUUCAAACAACUUUGGUGGUACGUUGCCUCAAUGCGUGGCCAACCUGUCUUAUUCACUUGUAUACUUCUACGUAGGCUAUAAUAGUAUAUUUGGUAAUAUCCCGAAUGCGAUGGAGAAUCUGCAUAACCUGGAAAGCAUAUGGCUGUCUGGCAACCAGUUUUCAGGUCUCAUCCCCCCUGAAAUAGGAAGGCUUCCCAAAUUAUAUGAAGUAUAUAUGGAAACCAACUCUCUCACUGGGAAUCUUCCAUCAUCUUUUGGAAAUUUAAGUCGACUAACUCAUCUGCAUCUCGAGGAUAACAACCUUCAGGGCACCAUCCCUUCAACUUUGUCUCAGUGUCCCAAUUUGGUGAACUUAACUCUAGGUGGUAACAAUUUCACUGGCAUCAUAUCCCCAGAAUUAAUUCGUCUGUCUUCUUCGUAUGUUCAUUUGGAUUUAUCUCGAAAUCAUUUGACUGGCUUUCUUCCCAUGGAAGUCGGACAAUUGAUAAAUCUAGGGCAUUUUGAUGUUUCUGGAAACCUGUUGUCUCAGAAUCUGGGUACUGAGAAUUAA